Molecule: messenger RNA, 4892 nt
Organism: Labrus bergylta (ballan wrasse)
Lineage: Eukaryota; Metazoa; Chordata; Actinopteri; Labriformes; Labridae
Gene: sall4
Product: spalt-like transcription factor 4
Biological process (GO): regulation of transcription by RNA polymerase II
Cellular component (GO): nucleus
Molecular function (GO): RNA polymerase II cis-regulatory region sequence-specific DNA binding; DNA-binding transcription factor activity, RNA polymerase II-specific
Source: RefSeq, a predicted model, not a curated record
AUUAUUGAUAAUAAUAAUUACGGUGACAUGCGCAUUUCUACUCGAGAGAGGGGGUUUAAUUUUCCCGAGCCCUGAAGAAUUUGCUUGAAGAAGGGGAAGGAAAAUUGUUUGCAAACUCUUUUGCUCCCGAUGGUUGCACCAUGUCGAGGCGUAAGCAAGCCAAACCGCAGCACAUCAACUCCGACGAGCCUGCUUCGUUAGGAAAUGGGGUUCUUCGAGAUGCUCAAGCUGAGGAAUCCGGAAGUGAAGUGAAGAGGUUCAGAAUGGACGAGAACAGAGUCUGCAACAAGUGUUGUGCAGAAUUCUUUGACGAAGACGAAUUUCUUGAGCACGAGAAAAAUUGCACUAAGAGUCAGCAGGUGGUCAUUAUGAAGGAUGGAGAAGGCAAUGAAGCGUCAGAGGAAUAUUCACAAGGCUCUCCUGAAGGCCUUACGAGUGACCACGACGACAGCCAGUCCAGCAGCCACUCCUUAUCAAACAUCAACACAGACCAUCAUGAAAGACCAGAGGAAGAGCCCAGCAUUAAUGCAGAGGACUUGGUACAACAGGAUCAGGCAGAUAUGUCUGCUAGCCCUGAGGCUUUCCAUCCCUCACAUAAAAUGCAAAAUUCAAAUGUCACUCUUGAAGCCAUGGCCGACACUAAAGUGGCUGUAUCCCAACAUUCCUCAAAUAAUGCUUCCCUAGCCACAUCACAGGAGGCCAUGCAGACCAUUCCCAUGAUUUUGGAACAGUUGGUGUGCCUUCAGCAACAGCAGCUACAUCAAAUCCAGCUCACGGAACAGAUUCGGAUCCAAGUAGCCAUGAUGACUCCACAGGGUCUCCAGGCAUCUGUAGGGGCAGUAAUGGACCCCCUGAAAGCCCUUGGUGCACAUCUUUCCCAACAGCUGUCCACUGCAGCAGCUCUAAUAGGAAAAAGGACCGGCAGUCAGACCCUUUCUCUUGAGGCGAUGAAGCAAGGUAAAUUACCUCUGCCUGCUGUAAUCCCUACCUCUCUGCCUGGAGGCCUGGGUUCAGCAAUCUCUAAAACAGACAUUUUAAAGGGCAUGCCAGAUCUCGCCAGCCGUCUACCUGCACUUCUGCCACAAUCAUCAGGUGUCAUGGGUUUCCCUGGCACCUUCAGCAGUAUCCAACCAGGAAUGGACCCCUCCAAAAAAGUGAAGCCGAAGAUGAUAACCCAACCACCAGAAUCCAAAAAUGGGGACUCCUUAUUCAAACACAAGUGCAAGUACUGCGGAAAGACCUUUGGCAACGACAGUGCUCUCCAGAUUCAUUUGCGUUCUCACACCGGUGAGAGGCCCUUCAAGUGUAACAUCUGCGGAAACAGAUUCACAACCAAAGGAAACCUUAAAGUGCAUUUCCAGAGGCAUAGAGACAAAUAUCCUACCAUCGGCAUGAACCCACAUCCUGUGCCAGAACAUCUUGAUAGUAUUCCCACCAGCAGUGGCAUUCCCUAUGGCAUGUCUGUCCCCUUUGAUGAGUCAAACGUGACUGAAAUGAAGCCCAUGAUAGGCCAUCCAGGUGCUGGUUUCCACCAAUCAUCCAUACCAGGAUUGAAAACAACAUUUGAUGGCUUCGCAGGGGACCCGUUUUCUCAAAGACCCUCCCCAUCUGCAAAUGAUGGCUCCCCUACUGUUUCCUCUAAUAUGUACGGCCAAGCGACUGGACUGGAUCACAAUCACAAGGAUGCUAAAGAGCUACUUGGUGCCCUGCAUCAAAUGAAUGGCAGUGCCCACCCAGGUGAACAAAGCUCUGGAACUGCAAAACUUCAGCAUAUGGUGGAUUGUCUGGAUAAGAGAACCAAUGACCCCAAUGAGUGCGUCAUCUGCCAUAGGGUGCUCAGCUGCCAGAGUUCACUGAAAAUGCAUUAUCGCACACACACUGGUGAGAGGCCUUACAAGUGCAAAAUCUGUGGCCGUGCGUUCUCCACCAAAGGUAACCUCAAGGCCCAUUAUGGAGUGCACAGGGCCAACACUCCUCUCAAAAUGCAGCACUCGUGUCCCAUCUGCCAGAAGAAGUUCACCAAUGCUGUGGUUCUUCAGCAGCACAUUCGUAUGCACAUGGGUGGCCAGAUCCCCAACACCCCAGUGCCAGAAAACCAAUUUGAAGAUGCAGAAGCAAUGGAGUCGCCACUUCCAGAAGAGGCACCUCUGGAAACCAAUGGAUUUGAAGCUAGCAUGGAGGAUCAUGAGCCAGAAAUUGAUCCCCAGACACCAAACCACCUUUCCGAUUCCUUGCCGUCAGCCUUGGAGGUACAACCACAGAAGCAUGCUGCCCCUGCCACAUUUUCGAGCCUUGAUGUCUUGAAGAAUCUCACAUCUGCUCUUGCACUGAAACGACAGAGCAGCACCACAUCAGAAAGUGAGGGAACUACCAAAGAGUCCCCUUCAGCUCCUAGGGAACAGGAGUAUCAGAAUGGCUGCAGCCCUACAGUAUCUGACUCCGCUAUGUCCCGUAAUUCCCCAUCCCCAGUAAACACCAACAUUACCAGCUGCAAAUCUCCCGAGUCUGCUGCUGAGGAAUAUGCCCGCAAUGGGCCAAAACCAGAGCCAGAUGGUGGUGUUCACGGUGGCAAUGAGUCGGGUGGAGCACUCGACCUCACAGCAUCCAGCAGCUUCACUCCCAAAUCAAUCAAAGAAGAACCCAUUAUUGCAUUCACAAACGGAGACUAUGUUCCAAGCAACAUGUCCUUCAUGAGGAUACCAUCAAGUCUGGCAAGUCUGGAGAUGAAGAUCCCUUCAGAGAAUCAUUUGGGCCCUAAUGGUUUGUUCAGCUCUCACAUGCCUCAGGGAACAGCCAUGCCCUCCUCCAUCUCUUCUGCACCGAGACGAUCAACCAAGCAGCAUGUGUGUCACGUUUGCACCAAGAACUUCUCUUCUGCCAGUGCCUUGCAGAUCCAUGAGCGUACUCAUACUGGGGAGAAGCCUUUUGGCUGCAACAUCUGUGGCAGGGCGUUCACCACAAAGGGAAAUCUGAAGGUACAUAUCGGCACUCACAUGUGGAACAACACAUCCCGGCGUGGCCAGCGUCUCAGUCUGGAUAACCCAAUGGCACUGAUGGCAAUGAGCUCCGAGGCUAAGAUGUUGCCAGAGAUGAUGCAGGCCCCCAAAGAACUGGCUGCUCCUCAAAUGAAUUUUGACCCCUCCCUGUGGAAUCAGUAUGCCGCUGCCUUCAGUGGUGGCCUAACCAUGAAGACCAAUGAAAUUUCUGUCAUCCAGGGCGGUGGCAUCCCGCUCCCUGGCAGCCCUGCCGGUGGGCCUCUUAUAGGCUCCACUGGAGGCCUCAUGAAGAUGGAUGGAUCCCAUUCUGGUUUGCCCGCCUCCAUGGCUGAGAUGGAGAAAAACAGCUCGGACAGUGUGCCAAAAUCGCAGUUCCCACAUUUCAUGGAGGAGGGUAAAAUUGCAGUUAACUAGGCUUUCUAGCCAUCCAUUUAUUGCCGGAACUCAGUUUUUGAAUGUCUUCUUUUUUGACUGAGGUACAAACAGAGAAAACCUUGUAGAAUUCUGCCUAGAUUGUUUGACUUUCCAAGUAACUGCAUUGCAGCUCUCCCCUCCUGAAUGAUUCACAAGUGUUAUUUUUGUAGUUGAACAUGAUAUAACUACUGUAGUUGUAUUUUAUUUCAUAUAAAUAUAUGCGGGUAUUUUUUUUUUUUUUUUUUCCUGUGACUUUUUUUUUGUUUUGUUUUCAGAAGUUUGAAUGUAUAACUUACUUGAAACUGCUUUAAUUCUGACUCUCCCUCCUUGAUACUUUGAAGGAUUUUGACUAAGAAACGUUCAGGGCAUGACUUUUAACGGACAUUUGGUCUCUGUUCAGAAAUAAUAGUUUACUGUCUGUAUCUAUGACUACUUUCCCUCCCAUUGUGUGCCAUAGAUUUUUACAACAUUGUACGUUUUUGUAGAGGUUAAUGUCAUUUGCAUGUCUCAUCUUGAAGGGGCGUUUGAUCAGGUUCAGAGAUUAUUCCAGUAUCUUGUCUAUUAAAUCAAGUUUUCAACAACUCUGUAAUCAAUUUCAGAUAUUACAGGCUGUAACCCAUUCGUGUUACAUUGGUAGUAAGAUACGAAAGUUAAUCGUUCAUAUAUUUUUUUGCUAAGUGCCUAACCCCUAACAUACAUGUUACAUGUGUCUCACUGCACCACAAGGUUAAGACUGUAAGACGAAACAUGACGGUAUGCUACAUGGUAAAACUCGCUAAUCAAAGUCACCAUAUUCCACUUGAUCUGUAGUCAAAUUCAGUUGGCUGAGGUCCGAGGGCUUUUAUAUACUUUUAUGGGCUCAUGCCUGCACUUUAUUUCAGGUUGAAGAUACAUUUUAUGAUUACAUUUCACUGCUUUUUAUCCUAGUUGUGGAACAAGGAAAGGGCAAAUCAACAAUUUUUGUGUACUGACUGUAAGAUUUCUUUGACACAACCAACUUACUGGAUUGUUUGUCUUUGGUCUAGGUUACUUUGUGAACUUGUAGCAUCAUUAAUUUAUUUAUAAUCCACAAAAUGCUUGAGUUUCGGGGGUAAGUUCUACCUCGUUUAGAUUUCAGUCGUCCUCCAGACCCCCUACGCUCAACGCAACACUGUACAUUUUCCUGAUACAUUCUUGUAUACGUGAUAAGAUUUGUCAUUCUAAAACUGCUGAGUUGAACAGUAAUGAAUGUAUCACUGGACACUUUACACAACUCAGAAUGGUCAGAGUACUUUGUUGGCCCCUGCUGUACAUUCCUUUAUCGAUAUGCAUUUGCCAAGUUGUGCCUUUCUUUAGCAAACCAUGUCAAAACUGCUUUCAAGUUGUCUCUACAAUUCAAGUAAUGUUGAGCCAAUUUGGCCUGUUUACAAUGUAAAUGGUUCUUUUUGUUUUUCAAAUGUUUCCUUCACCUCCAUGUUUUCUGAUUUUGAAAAAUAAAAUCAA